Sugiyamaella lignohabitans is the source of this 417-nucleotide messenger RNA. RefSeq names its product gluconokinase. Gene Ontology annotation, molecular function: gluconokinase activity. The transcript has a single exon. The coding region runs from base 1 to 417 and encodes 138 amino acids. The record is from RefSeq and is a predicted model, not a curated record. Lineage: Eukaryota; Fungi; Ascomycota; Dipodascomycetes; Dipodascales; Trichomonascaceae. Gene Ontology annotation, cellular component: cytoplasm.
AUGUCGAAUGGUAUUCCCUUGACAGAUGACGAUAGAUGGGAUUGGUUGGCUGAUGUAGCUGCCACUUCGAGCCGGGCUGCUGCUGGAAACGAGUCGACCUAUAUCGCUGUGGCUGCUUGUUCCGCUCUGACCCCUAAAUAUAGAGAGUUCCUCAAAUCCAAGGUUCUCCCCGGAACCCGCAUCGUUAUUGCAUUUAUGUGGGCUCCCGAGGAGGUGCUCGUAGCCCGUGUCGGUGCUCGCAAGAACCACUACAUGGGCACAAACAUGGUUGCUAGUCAGGCUGCUUUAAUGCAAGUGCCAAAAGAUGAGGAGCUCCUCGAGAACGGUGGUUUCUCUAUCCCCAUGUCGACCGUCGACCAGGACCCAACUUUUAUUGCCGGUGAGGUAGUCAAGAAGGUGAACGCCUUUUUAAAAUAG